AUGGCCACCAACACCGAACACAACGCUGUCAACUCGGCAGUCAACGGCGAUACCUCUACACAUGCCCAGGACUUUGAGAAAGCCACUCGAGGCAUGAGCCACGAAGAGAAGACCGCGGCUCAAAAUGCGGCUCGCUUUGGAUAUGGCCCUUUGGCUCACAUGCGAACAAACGCGGAUGCUACCCUGCCUGCCUUUGGUGGUGAAUUCCAACCCGGUCUCUACAGAGGCGUCGAGAAGCGAAAGUUUGCCAACCCGGCUCCUCUGGGCUUGUGCGCUUUCGCCUUGACCACCUUCGUCCUCAGCUUGAUCAACUUGGGCACUCGAAACGUUAAAGUUCCUGCUAUUGUCAUUUCUCUCGCUUUUGGCUAUGGUGGUCUCGUCCAGCUCCUCGCUGGCAUGUGGGAAAUGGCCGUCGGCAACACUUUUGGUGCUACCGCUUUGUCCUCAUACGGCGGGUUCUGGAUCUCCUUUGCCAUCAUUCUCACCCCCGGCGGCUUUGAGAUCGAAUCUACAAUCAUUGAAAGCCAGAACGCCAAAGCCCUGACUGACUGUCUCGGCUUUUAUCUGAUGGGCUGGUUCAUCUUCACCUUCAUCCUCCUCAUCUGCACUCUCAAGUCCACCGUGGCCUUCUUCCUCUUGUUCUUCACCCUCGACCUGGCCUUCUUGAUGCUGGGAUGCUCGUACCUGGUCCUCGAGAACGGCGAACCUCACGUUGGUCUGACCCGUGCCGGCGGUGCGUUUGGAAUCCUUGCGGCAUUCUUGGCCUGGUACAACGCCCUCGCCGGUAUUGCCGAUACCUCGAACAGCUUCUUCAUCGUGCCCGUCCUCCACUUCCCGUGGUCUGAGAAGGGCCGAGCAGCUCGUCGCGAGGACAAGGCCGACAGCUCCGUGUAA
Fonsecaea nubica is the source of this 894-nucleotide messenger RNA. RefSeq lists its product as hypothetical. The transcript is spliced from 4 exons. NCBI's taxonomy places the organism in Eukaryota, Fungi, Ascomycota, Eurotiomycetes, Chaetothyriales, Herpotrichiellaceae. Gene Ontology annotation, cellular component: plasma membrane. Bases 1 to 894 code for a protein of 297 amino acids. Gene Ontology annotation, molecular function: acetate transmembrane transporter activity. The record is from RefSeq and is a predicted model, not a curated record.